AUGGCGAGCUGCUGGGUGGGUGCGAUUAUGGUUUUGUUAGGGUUUGCUGCAGCUGCUGUUGCGUCGGCCGGCGGGGAGCUGUGGAAGGGUGAAGAUUUGAAGAGCGUUCACGUUGCCGGGAAGGUUCUCUGCCAGGAUUGCUCUCAGGGUUGGAAUUAUUGGGCCCAUGCGGCCCAACCUGUUAAAGGUGGCAAAGUAGCGGUGACCUGCACAGACGCGCGGCGGCGAGUGGUUUACUACGGCAGCGACGAGACUGACGAUAAGGGCAACUUCGACUUACCGGUCGGACCCGCUACUGGCGAUGCAGCAAAACGUAUUCGGCCGGAGGGAUGCUCCGUCCGCCUCCUCUCAUCGCCGGACUCCGCCUGCAACGUCCUCACGGCGGACUUCGCCGGCGGUCGUUCCGGCAUGCGGCUCGUCCGGCCCUCGCACGUGUACCCGGGGAGGAUAAAGUACACGGUGGGGCCCUUUUUCUUCACAUCUCCCAUGUGCGAGGAGCCCGACACGCACGAAUGAGAUCGAGCUUUGUUUUUCGUUUUUUCACUUUUAUUUUGGGAAAUUUA
This is a messenger RNA of Phalaenopsis equestris, 563 nucleotides long. RefSeq lists its product as uncharacterized. The record is from RefSeq and is a predicted model, not a curated record. Lineage: Eukaryota; Viridiplantae; Streptophyta; Magnoliopsida; Asparagales; Orchidaceae.